CACACGUAUAUAUGUAGAUACUGUGUUAGAUUUUUCUCAGCGCAGAAUUUUAUUUGCAUCAGCUAUUGAUUGCCAAAACUAAACGAAUUGAAUUGGAAAAAUGAACGAGGGGAGUCAGUACUCCAUACAUACGGUAUGCCGCACCUGUCUGAGCACCCUGCACAACACCAUGGCAUACGAUCUCUUUUUGAUUCCGGGCCUGGCCAAAAAACUGUGCGUGUGCACCUCGCUAUCGGUGGAGCAGCAGGAUGGUUUUCCGAAGAAUCUGUGCAUCUCGUGCUACUCGAAGCUGAACGAACUGCACGACUUCCAGAAGUUGUGCGUGGACUCGGUGCAGAAAUUCCAGGAUCUAGUGUCCAGCAACGCCUUUACGUGCCAGACGAACUUCGAUGUUCUGGAUCCGAGUGCUGCAGUCGCCGACCUGCCGGCCGAGGACGAGGACCACGUAAACUUUGAUCCGCUUUUGAAUUCCAAGAUAGAGAUUAUUGAGAAUGAGGAGGACGUGUUCAAGAUGCUGGAGGAUGUGGAAAAGGAGGUCGAGGAGGUAGAGAAAGAUGAGCUGGGCUCUGCCGAAGAGUCCAACGACUCCUCCCUUGAGAGUUGCAACGACAACGAACAGGACGAGGACUUUCAGCUAAACAGCAGCGAUGAUGACGUGCCUCUGGCGCAGCGGGCCCGACGCGGAAAUAGGCGUGGCAACAAAGCAAAGGCCAAACGACCCGCAAAAGAUGAUUCUGAUGAAUUCAGCUCCUUCUCCGAUGACUCGGAUUCCGACGGCGAGAGGGGAACCAGGGAGAAGGCCAAGCGCAAGAGGAUUCCCGCAGCCGAGCGACACCUCCAUCGCCUCAUCGACUGCCACAUUUGUCAUCAGAAGUUCAAGAAGGCCAUCCGCUACGAGGAGCACAUGAAGCACCACAACGAUCUCCUCCCCUUCCAGUGCAAGGUGGAGAGCUGCCGGAAGGGAUUCACCACGGCCAACGGGCUGCGCGUCCAUGUAGAGCAUGCCCACACGGAGUCAUCGGCCAUGCAUCCAUGCACCUACGAGGGCUGCAACAAAUCCUUUGCCCGGCCGGUGCUGCUCAACUUCCACAUGAAGCGUGUGCACAAGGUGGACACGCCCCAGAGGGACUUCCCCUGCACGGAAUGCGACAAGGUAUUCCGCUGCCCCACGGCCCUCAAGAAGCACAUGUACAAGCACACGGGCGAGGAGCUGCCGUUUGCUUGCGAGAUCUGCGGCAAGCGCUUCCCCAUCAACAGUGUGCUGAGGGAUCACUUGCUGCGGCAUGCAGGCAUCAAGAACCACGUCUGCCCCUACUGCGGCGUGGGCAAGACGACGCGCCAGGAGUGGAACAAGCACAUUCUCACCCACACCAAGGAGAAGAAGUACGAGUGCCGCCAGUGCGAGCACACCUCGCACAACAAGCAGGCCCUGGCCAACCACGUCAAGGUGGUGCACGAGAAGCGGAAGGAUUUCGCUUGCCAGUACUGCGGCAAGACCUUUGGCAAGUCGCAUGCCUGCAAGAUCCACGAGAGAAGCCACACGGGAGAGAAGUGCUGCGAGUGCAAGAUCUGCGGCAAGGUCUUCCUCUUCGACAAGGGCCUGACCAAGCAUUUAAAGACGCACGAAAAGUCCGAUCUGCCCAGGAACCAGACCGCGGCCAAUCCAUUGCUGGCUGAGGUCGCUGCGGCAACCUCUUCCUCAACGAUUGCAAAGCCCAGCCCCCACCUGCGAGGGCGUGUGGAGAGAGUGGACAUUGCCCAGUUGGCGGGCACUGUGGUGAAUCCCAUACCGUCUGUGAACCUACCGUCGUGGUCGCCGCAGGUGAACUUCACCAAGAAGGAGGGCCAGCACAUGUGCCCGGACUGCGGCAAGGGAUUCAACCAUGUGAGCAACAUGAAGCUCCACUACAAGGUGGUGCAUCAGAAGGUGAAGGACUUCUGCUGCCGCUUCUGCCCCAAGCGGUUCGCCAAGAAGCAGUAUCUGCGUCACCACGAGUACAUACACACGGGUGAGAAGCCGUACGAGUGCAAGGUUUGCGGCAAGCACUUCCGCCAGGAGCAGGUGCUCAAGACCCACAUGAAGGUCCACGACAAGCCGCCGAGGCCGCCAAGCAAGCCCAAGGAGCCGGUUAUACACAGGGAUACGGUCAAGCGGCAGCAGCCAAAGAACUUUGAGCAGUACCAGGAUCCCGCUGCGGAGCGGGCUGCCGCCACUGCCGAGCUGUUGGCCUACCAGCUGGAGGAGAACGAGGCCAAGCGGAAGGCGGAGGUGGAGCUGCGAAAGAUCCAGGAGGCGGCAUUCGAGCAGUUGAACAAGCUGCAGAAGCAGACGAACACCUACGAUGGCUUCUACGCCCAGAAGGCCGAGGCGGAGGGCACCACCGUCGAUGCAUUCAAAUUGGAUCAUGUCUGAGGACAGCAAUAAAACUCUAUAUGUUUAUUAAUAUUAGUAAUAUACACGUAUAUUAUGUGUGUUUCUACUACUAUGAGCAUAGUUUAUAUAUAGUAUUUUUAAAUGUAUCAUUUAUUCGAUUCGCUAUUA
Drosophila obscura is the source of this 2542-nucleotide messenger RNA. It is a transcript of the gene D19B, whose product is annotated as zinc finger protein 502. The record is from RefSeq and is a predicted model, not a curated record. Gene Ontology annotation, cellular component: nucleus. Gene Ontology annotation, molecular function: RNA polymerase II transcription regulatory region sequence-specific DNA binding; DNA-binding transcription factor activity, RNA polymerase II-specific; zinc ion binding. The coding region runs from base 101 to 2413 and encodes 770 amino acids. NCBI's taxonomy places the organism in Eukaryota, Metazoa, Arthropoda, Insecta, Diptera, Drosophilidae. The transcript has a single exon. Gene Ontology annotation, biological process: regulation of transcription by RNA polymerase II.